Hypomesus transpacificus is the source of this 4092-nucleotide messenger RNA. It is a transcript of the gene negr1, whose product is annotated as neuronal growth regulator 1. The transcript has 8 exons. NCBI's taxonomy places the organism in Eukaryota, Metazoa, Chordata, Actinopteri, Osmeriformes, Osmeridae. The record is from RefSeq and is a predicted model, not a curated record. The coding region runs from base 181 to 1260 and encodes 359 amino acids.
GGUGUGCACGCCACUGAAGGGUACAAUUUCUUGAACAGUGGGCUACGUCUCAACAAAACAAACCAGGAAAACUAUACGGUUGCCAUUUUUUAAUGGGUUGUAAAAAGGACCGUGUGGAAAUCUGAUUUGUGUUGAGGUUACUCUUUGUAGAAGACUUGGGAAAUAUACAACCCAGCUGUGAUGGACAUAAUGUUUGCGGUGCAGGAUGCCUGUGUCUCUGGUCAAUGGCUUACUGCAAUAAUUCUCAGUCUGUGCUGCUUUCUGCCGUCUUGCUUGCCCGCGGGACAAACUGUGGACUAUUCUUCGAUUGAAAGUGUGGUGAGCAGACAAGGCGACACGGCUCUUCUGAGAUGUUAUCUAUUGGAUGGGAUCUCAAAAGGAGCUUGGCUGAACCGGUCCAGCAUCAUAUUUGCAGGGAAUGACAAAUGGUCUGUGGACCCACGUGUCUCCAUUGUAUCAAGUGUGGGGGAUAAACACGAGUACAGUUUGCAGAUACAGAAGGUGGAUGUAACAGACGAUGGCUUGUACACUUGUUCCAUUCAGAGUGAACGCAACCCACGACCAAAGCACCUCCAUCUAAUUGUAAAAGUUCCUCCGAAGAUAUAUGACAUUUCUUCUGACAUCACAGUUAACGAGGGCAGCAAUGUAUCACUCAUCUGUACAGCCAGUGGAAAACCAGAGCCCACGAUCUCCUGGAGACACAUAACACCAUUGGCCAAGAAGUAUGGCAGUGGAGAAUAUCUAAACAUCUCAAGUAUCACCCGGGACCAAGCAGGGGACUACGAAUGCAGUGCUCUAAAUGACAUUGCCUCUCCAGACACCAAGACGAUGAAAGUCACUGUCAACUUUGCUCCAACCAUCCAUGAGACGAAGAGCCAUGCGGUAGGGCUAGGUCGCACUGCUCUGCUGAGGUGUGAGGCUGCAGCUGUUCCUAUCCCAACAUUUGAGUGGUACAAGGGAGAGAAAAGGAUUAACAAGGGUCAAGGCAUUGACAUCAAGAACCUCAGCUCCAGAUCAGUGCUCACCAUGACCAACAUGACAGAGGAUCGCUAUGGUAACUACACUUGUGUAGCCGUCAACAAGCUGGGGACAGCCAACACCAGUGUCCCUCUCAUUCCAAUUAUUGAACCUACCACAACUAGUGCUGUCUCAAGCCCAGCACCCAACACUGCACCAUAUGGGAGUACAGGAAGUGCACAGGUCCUAAUGGCCUGCCGGUACCUGGUCUUGGCUGUCUCCUCCUUCAUCAGUGUAUACUAGUAGAGGGCAACCAAACACAGUGACUGUAAAGAGCCUUUCAAGCAUUCAUCAAUGCUUUUACAGGCUGAUGGCUCGAUCCAAUCUGGUACAGUUUGUUUAAGUCCGUAUUGGAUAUAAUCAGCAUUACCUUUGUGGGGAGUUUUCUUUUCUUUUUUCCCAAAAUGGAAGUUACAAUCCUUGUAAAUACCUAGAAAUCUGUUUUGUUUCUAAAAGAUCAUUCUGAUUGCCCACUUUGAGAAUCAAUGCUCAUUGUCCUUAUCAUAUGCCCUCAUGGCUACAAAAUGAGCUCUUUCAUUUGUAUCUAGCCAUGGGGUUGUAGUGUGGAAAUCAACAUUUGCAUCUUUGUUUUUGUAAAUGGCAGAAAAAUGCCAUAGUGCCAAGUUCCUCAGUACGCAAUUUCCACAUCAAUCAUCUAAACAGUUUUUAAAUAUAAGACUGUCCAACAAAGAAAUAUAUACAUUCACAUGCACAACAUUAAUUAUGCAUUAAUGUAUGGUUGUGGUUUUCAAACGUUUGCAUUAUAAUAAUAGGUAUAUAGAUUACUAAAUAGCUAAACUGAACUUUAAAUUUACUCAAACCCCCCCUCUAUUGGACCAAUAUAAAAUAGACAGUUUGUUGCAUUUAGAAAUUAGUCUUACAAUUUCAUGUUGUUUGCCUCAUCUAUUAUCAAGUAAAUAACAUAGGAGGAAGUAUCUUACUUUAUACUCUUUGCAAUUUUGGUUCCUUGGAAGUGGAUGUGUGGUCUUAUUAUUAAUGCCAUUCAUUUCCAUUGAAUCAGCAGCCACACAUUUUUGCACCGUACAGGAUUAAUGGAAGUCACAGCCCUGUGUUAACUUGUUUGCAUUUAUGAUUUUUCAAUGAUCAUCUCCUCGCCAUAUUAAUUAAAGAUAAAGUUUAGCAGAACAAAAACUGAUACAGGGAUGAGUAGCAAUGUUCGACAUACAGGUAUAAUCCAAUUGACAAAGAAACAUAAAAGAGUGGAGCAAGACUUGUGCUGGAUAGUGUACAUGACUUUCCUUGUUUCCUGUUCCUUGUCAGGCUUUCUUCAUUCCUGCAGUUUUGCAGCAUUAGAAUCUAUGUUUAGACAAUGAUUCAGUUCCUUGAGCCCAAUAAUAGCUUAAUAGGAUUAGAAGUAGUGUUCACAUCAAAUGGCUCAAGUAUAUAUCAUGAAAUCCAUGAUUUUACAUAUAGAUUAUGUGACGAUUUAAAGUUGAACUAAGGUCCAUUUUCCAGUUGGCUAAUACACUUUAUUGUUAAUCUAACUUGGGGCUUAACAGAUAAAAAUACUUGAUCAAACAUUAUUAUUAGUUUUAGUUUUUGACUAAAUUUGAAAAUGAACCGUAGUUGAUGUCACUUUCAUGUUUGAGAUGGUUCUGAGAGGUCAACAGAAUUUAAAUGUAUGUCUUACUUCAGUGUUGUUUUUCAUGGGGUAACCUGGGCAAGGAAUUCUCUGUGGAUCUAUAUGACAACUGCUUAACACACAAUUCAGUAACAAAACAUGUAACUAUAAAUCUUUAGAAAGUAUAGCCAUCAAAAUUGAAGACUGAAAGCACAAAUACUUUUGUUUUGUUGAUUACGUGUUUGUUUUUAAAUAUGAAGAUUUUGUUUUGCGGGGGGGGUAUGGUUUUUGUACUGAAAAAGGUUAUCCGCUUGUUUUAUGAAUACUGCACCAUAUUAUCUUGUUUAAAUGUUGAAGUAUAUUGCAAAAGGGGUCAAAACUACUGUAUAUUUAUUACAUUCCUUUGUGAAAACACUGUAAAGAAAAAAAUAUAGCUGUGAAUCUGGAUAUGUGAAAUUAUUUGAUUGAGGCAAGAUAUGGCAUAGUUUAUGCUGUUGUCAACCAAUUUAGAUGCCAUUAUUGUUGUUAAUUCUUGUCAAACAAAUAGAUUAAAAGACAAAUGUUUGGAAACUAAUUAUCUACUUUUUGAAAACCAAGAAGGUGCAAUCAAAAAUAACAGUAUAUAGAAAUUAGUAAUAUUUGUGUAUAUACAGUAUGGAGAGAAUAGGACUUAUUUUGAUGUUAUUGUUAGAACAGGUGUGUAAAACGUGUAUUUGAUGAUGUGCAGAGUAUGAAUGUGGAUGUUAAAUUUAACUGAUGUUUAAAGGUUGGCCAGUUUACAAAUAAUCAGUUUUUUUGAAGCCAGUUUUAGAGAAGCCUUUUGAUCUAUAACCAGACAAUUACUUCCACAAUUAUUCUACAUGUUAUAAUACAUUCUAUGAUCAUUCUAUCUGAUGACACUGCAUUGAUGUUUUGAAGUCAUAGUAAAUGUGGCACAUUGGUGACUGCAUGAAGUGUGUUGGUUACCUGUUAUGCAGCUGAGACCUUGGUAUUAUUACACAUUUAUGAAUGUAUAUUAUUUUGAAUGCAUCACAUAGUGUAAUCAAGUCACUAUUAUUUACAAUGAAAGUUCUCAUUCUCAAAAUAUAUCUGACUCAAUGCACAAUCCAUUGUAGGUUCCAUUACAAUACCUGAACAUAUCCAUGUCUAGAUUUUGCAAUACCUUGAAUUUGUCCUAUAGGACCUGAUGGAACAGUAUAAAUUAGAGACUUCACGAAGUAACAUGUUAUUAUUGUUGCACUACUCUCCAAUUUGAGCACCAAACAUUCACCAUUCUUCUAAAGGGAUAGUUACUUUUUUAUUUAACCAGAGUGCCAGAUGUUACUUUUGGUACUACUACUGUUUUGUCGUGCCAUAAAGGUUUAUUGUAGCAUUGAUAAAGAAUUUUGACACAAUGUUUGCUCAAGGACUUCCGUACUUACUAUCUUACAGUAAUGGUGGGCAAAUGACAAACUGUAGACAUGACACAUGCAAUAAAAGACCACGAUAACUUG